Messenger RNA from Parascedosporium putredinis, 1590 nucleotides. Lineage: Eukaryota; Fungi; Ascomycota; Sordariomycetes; Microascales; Microascaceae. The record is from the annotation of a GenBank genome assembly.
AUGGUCAAGCCAGCCUCUCUCCUCCUAAGCCUCCUCGGCACGGCCGCGGCCCUCCCCGCCGCCGAGCCCGAGCCCCAUCCUCAGCCGGACCGCGUGCUCGAGGACCGCGCCGCCAAAGUCACCGUCGGCCUCCCCUACGCCACCGUCGUCGGCUCCGGCGGCACCGUAGAAACCUUCAACGGCAUCCCCUACGCCAAGCCCCCACCGGCCAGCUCCGCCUCAAGCCCCCGCAGCGGCUCACCACCAGCAUCGGCACCUUUGACGCCACCGGCCUCGCCCCCUCCGGCCCGCCGGCACGACCAAGGACUCAAGCUGCCCGUGCUGUUCUGGAUCUUUGGCGGCGGCUUCGAGCUCGGCUCCACCGCCAUGUACGACGGCAGCACCCUCGUCAAGGCCGGCGUGGGCAUGGGCCAGCCCUUUAUCUUCGUCGCCGUCAACUACCGCGUCGGCGCCUUUGGCUUCAUGCCCGGCAAGGAGAUCCUCGCCGACGGCUCCUCCAACCUCGGUCUGCUGGACCAGCGCAUGGGACUCGAGUGGGUGGCGGACAACAUCGCCACGUUUGGCGGCGAUCCAUCCAAGGUCACCAUCUGGGGCGAGUCGGCGGGCGCCAUCUCCGUGCUGGACCAGAUGGCGCUGUACGGCGGCAACAACACGUACAACGGGCAGAAGCUCUUCCGCGGCGCCAUCAUGAACUCGGGCGGCAUCGUGCCCGCCGACACCGUCGACUGCCCCAAGGGCCAGGCCGUGUACGACCAGGUCGUCUCCGCCGCCGGCUGCAAGGGCAAGGCCGACACGCUCGCCUGCCUCCGUGGCCUCGACUACACAAAGUUCCUCCAGGCCGGUAACUCGGUGCCCGGCAUCCUCUCGUACCACUCCGUCGCGCUCGCCUACCUACCGCGCCCGGACGGUGUCGUGCUGCCCAUGAGCCCCGACAUCCUCGUGGCGUCCAACCAGUACGCCAAGGUGCCCAUGAUCAUCGGCGACCAGGAGGACGAGGGUACCCUUUUCGCGCUCUUCCAGCCCAACCUCACUAGCACCGCCAAGGUUGUUAGCUACCUCUCCGACCUCUUCUUCCCGCUCGCCAGCAAGGCGCAGCUCGAGGGCCUCGUCAACACCUACCCGACCUCCAUCACCGCCGGCAGCCCCUUCAACACGGGUAUCUUCAACGAGCUGUACCCCGGUUUCAAGCGCCUCGCGGCCAUCCUCGGCGAUCUCGUCUUCACCCUCACCCGCCGCGUCUUCCUCGAGGUCCACACCACCAUCAACCCCAAGGUGCCCGUCUGGUCGUACCUCGCGAGCUACAACUUCGGCACUCCUAUCCUCGGAACCUUCCACGGCUCGGAUCUGCUCCAGGUCUUCUACGGCAUCCUGCCCAACUACGCGAGCCGUAGCAUUCACACCUACUACAUCAACUUCGUGACCAACCUCGACCCCAACGUCGGUGUUACCACCUACGCCAAGUGGCCCCAGUGGUCCGAGGGCAAGAAGCUCAUGCAGUUCUGGAACAACAGGGCCAACUUGCUGGCUGACAACUUUAGGAGCUCGAGCUACGAGUACAUCAUGAAGAAUGUCGGUGUCCUGUACAUUUAA